Periophthalmus magnuspinnatus is the source of this 2526-nucleotide messenger RNA. Its product is annotated as protocadherin beta-15-like. Gene Ontology annotation, biological process: homophilic cell-cell adhesion. Gene Ontology annotation, molecular function: calcium ion binding. The transcript has a single exon. The record is from RefSeq and is a predicted model, not a curated record. Bases 76 to 2526 code for a protein of 816 amino acids. Gene Ontology annotation, cellular component: plasma membrane. NCBI's taxonomy places the organism in Eukaryota, Metazoa, Chordata, Actinopteri, Gobiiformes, Gobiidae.
CACACUGCGGGGAUUCAGUGUGGCUUUUUACACUGUUGGAUAUUAUUCUCUUAAAACAUUUUACACGGAUUUCACAUGUUUUUGCAUAUUUUUGUCAUGGCUUCAUUGAAGACAGUCGUUCACAGAGGGCAGUGGCUCGGCCUGGUUCUUUGUCUCUUUGCGCUGAGGUCCGUGUCUGGACAGGCUCGUUACUCCGUUCCUGAGGAGCAGGCGGAGGGAUCUUUCGUUGGAAAUAUUGCUGGAGAUUUGGGAAUAGAUGUAAAAAGGCUGGUCUCAGGAAACGCUCGCAUUGUGACAAAAGAAAGUCGACAAUAUGUGGAUUUAAAUCGAGACAAAGGCAUCCUUGUUGUUAAAGAGCGAAUCGACCGAGAGGAGCUGUGUAAGAAAACAACGCCCUGCAGUUUUAGUUUUGAGGUGAUUCUGGAGAAUCCAAUUCAGCUGUAUCGAGUCACUGUGGAGGUAACAGAUGUGAACGACAAUACUCCAGCUUUUCCAAAAGAUGAAAUCGUUUUAAAAAUAGUGGAAACUGCUGCUUUAGGGACACGCUACGCGUUAGAACGUGCGGAUGAUUCAGAUGUGGGUAUCAAUGACAUUCAAAAAUACAUCCUGAAACCCUCGGAUCAUUUUAAACUUAAAAUGCAAACACAGUCUGACGGGAGUCAGGUUGUGGAGAUGGUUUUGGAAACGCCUUUAGACCGAGAGAAACAUGAGGAGCACACUCUGAUUUUGGUUGCUUCAGAUGGAGGCGCACCUCAGAGAUCAGGAACAGCACGUAUUCACAUCACUGUGCUAGACGCGAACGAUAAUGCACCAGUCUGUAGUAAACAGGUUUAUAAAGCUGAGGUUCAAGAAAACUCUGCACUUGGCACUGUGGUCACCACCGUCAGCGCCAAUGACGCAGAUAAAGGAAUAAAUGGUGAAGUUACUUAUUCAUUUGCUCACGUCAGUAAAGAGGCCAAGCAGCUGUUUGAUGUAAAUGCCAAAACAGGUGAAAUUAAAUUAUUAGGGAAUCUAGACUACGAAAUAUCUAAAUCAUAUCAGCUGAAUGUCCUGGCCAGUGAUCACGGAGGCUAUUCAGACACGUGCAAAGUUAUUAUCCAAAUAACUGACGUGAAUGAUAACUCACCUGUUAUUCAGCUCAUGUCAUUUUCAAGCACAAUCUCUGAAGAUGCUCCUCCAGGCACAACUUUAGCUGUGAUUAAUGUUCAUGACGAUGACUCCGAGAGAAACGGUGUAGUAGAAUGUUCUAUUAGUUCUGAUUUACCUUUUAAAAUUGAAUCUUCCUUGUCUGGUUAUUAUACAAUAGUUACUGAUGACGUGUUAGACAGAGAGAGUGUCUCAGAAUAUAAUAUUACUCUAUCAGUGACUGACCAAGGCUCCCCGCCGCUUUCAAACAGAAAAACUAUUCAGGUCAAAGUUUCAGACGUCAAUGACAACUCCCCAAAGUUUGACGAAUCAGAAUAUAGAAGAACAAUACCUGAGAAUAACUCACCUGGGUUUUCUAUAUUCACUGUACGUGCGACUGAUGCAGACUGGGGUCAGAACGCGCGGGUUUCAUACUUCCUGGAGGAAAUGGAAAUUAAUGGUGCGUCUCUGUCUUCUUUGGUGUCCGUGAAUUCAGAAAGUGGCGUGAUUUCUGCAGCAAAAUCCUUUGAUUAUGAGCAAAUAAAGAAGUUUGACUUCAACGUAACAGCUCGUGAUGCUGGCUCUCCUCCUCUGAGCUCAGUGGUGCCAGUUAAGAUCCUGGUUCAGGACCAGAACGACAACGCCCCUCAGGUGCUGUACCCAGUCCAGACUGGGGGCUCUCUGGUGGCUGAGAUGGUGCCUCGUUCAGCAGAUGUGGGCUAUCUGGUCACUAAAGUGGUGGCUGUGGAUGUGGACUCUGGACAGAAUGCCUGGCUCUCCUAUAAACUGCAGAAAGCCGCAGACAGGGCGCUGUUUGAAGUGGGCUCACAGAAUGGAGAAAUAAGAACUAUCCGCCAAGUGACUGAUAAAGAUGCAGUCAAACAGAGACUGACUGUUAUAGUGGAGGACAACGGGCAGCCCUCUCGUUCAGCUACAGUCAUUGUUAACGUGGCUGUGGCGGACAGCUUUCCUGAAGUACUGUCUGAGUUCACUGACUUUACGCACGACAAGGAGUACAAUGACAACCUGACUUUUUACUUAGUGCUGGCUCUGGCUGUAGUCUCCUUUCUGUUCAUCACGUGUGUAGUGGUCAUUAUAUCAGUGAAAAUCUACAGAUGGAGACAGUCUCGCAUCCUGUAUCACUCCAAUCUGCCAGUGAUCCCAUAUUAUCCUCCACGUUACUCAGACACUCUGGGCACAGGGACCCUCCCACACGUGUACAAUUAUGACACGUGCAGGACCACAGACUCCAGAAAGAGUGACAUUAAAUACAUGCAGCCGAUGAGUCAAAGUCUGGUCAGUGUUGAUGACGUCGGUGCUGAUUCUGCGCAGAAUGGACAUCAGAGAUCAGCAAACUCUACAUUGGUGAGAAACACGCGUACUUAUUUCAUUGCAUAUUAA